AUGUUGAAGGCGCUGAGGUCCAAGCUGGGCCGCGGCAAGGGGUUGCCCGCGGACGGCCAGCAGGCACAGCCUGACAGCAGCACGCCUCGCGUCGCCGACAAGGAGCGUGACCUUCAUCAACACCUGCGGCAGCAUGAGCAACAACGGCAGCAGUCACUACAGCCACAACAGCAGCAGGCGCGGCAGGAGGCACAACAGCAGCAGCAGCAGCAGCAGCAGCAGCAGCAGCAGCAGCAGCAGCAGCAGCAGCAGCAGCAGCAGCAGGAUGCCGAGGAUGCAGAGGCUCUGGCAGCGCUGGACGCGGACCCGGACCCCCGUUUCGACGGCGUCAGGCGGCUGUGCCGGAUGGUCUUCAAGGCGCCCGUCACCCGCGUGUCGCUCGUGGGCGCGCCCGACGGCGCGAGGGGCGGCGCCGGCGCUCUGCUCGACGAAUGGGCGCCGCCGAGCGGCGAGCCGCUGAUAGUGGAGGACACCCUCUUAGACGACCGCCUCCGCCUCAGCCCCCUCGUCGCGGGCCCGCCCCGCCUCCGCUUCUACGCCGGCUGCGCCCUGCUGUCUAUUGCCGGCGCGCGGCUGGGCACGCUCUGCGUCGUCGACUGUCAGCCGCGGGCGUUGGACGGCGCGACGAGGAGCGUCUUGGUCAACAUGGCGGAGAUGGUGGUGCGCGACCUCGAAAAGGACUCGGCCCUCAGCCAGGUGCACGAGCCGACCGCCGCGCCCGCGGCGCAGUUCGAGUUCUCCGUCGCGGGCAGCGGUCGCACCAGCGCGAUCGGCAGCAUCAGCAGCUCAAGGAACAGCGGCCGCAGCACAUGCAGCUUCCGCGGCAGCGGCCGCAGCGCGGGCGGCGCCAGUACGGCGGCGGGGCGUUACGGCAUCACCACAAGCGCCAGCACGAGCGGGCGCCACGCGCCGGCCGCGGUGCCGUCGCGCAGCGACGACGGCCUGUGGCCCUCACCAACGUUCCAGGCCGCCGGGGGCGGGGCGCCGCCACAGUCGCCGCACGUGUCUGGCAAUGUGACCAUCGCCAGUGCCGUCGGCGACGUGGUCAGCGCCCGGCUGGGCUCGCUGCACAGCAGCGGCAGCAGGGCGCUGUCGGGCGCGUUCAGCGACUUCUCGGGCCUGAUGACUACGCUAUCUCGAGGCCAGAUCUUCAGCUCGCCCGCAGACCACAGCCUCUUUGCAGAGAUCAAGUUGGGGCCGCUGCUGGGGAAGGGCAGCUUCGGGCGCGUGUACGCAGGCACUUGGCACGGCACCCAGGUGGCGAUCAAGAUUAUUGAGCUGCAGCAGGAUGAUAUCACCGGUGACUCUGAUGAGGUCAUCACCGAGGACAGCCACGCCGGGGUCUUCGGGCUCGGCCCUGCACAGCACGCCGCCGCUGCUGCCACCGCUGCCGCCGCCGCCUCCGCCGCCGGCACGGUGGACGCCCACGCUGCCGCCGCCGCUGCCGCGUCCGCGCAGCGCCGCGCGGCGCGCGCGAACGCGCGGCGCGCGGCGCUGCUGGAGGGCCUGCUGCAGGAGCGCGUCAGCCACCCCAACGUGGUGCGCAACUUCAAGUUCCUCACACGGCCCACAGAGGCGCCGUGCCGCCAGCAGUCCGACAGCGACGAUGACGGCGACGCCGCCCCUGCGGGCGCCAGCUGGCGGGCGCCCGCGCCGGCGGCGGCGGCGUUUGGCGUCGAGAUCGGCGCAGGCGCGUUGGACGGCGGCGACGGGCGCCGGCGCGGGCACGGGUCCAGGGAGCGGCUGCGGGGCAUCGAGGCGUGGCUGGUCCUGGAGUACUGCGGGUUGGGCAGUGUCGCCGACGCGAUCGAUGCGGGCUGGUUCAAGGCCGGGCGCCGCCUCAGCAUCGGCGAGCGCCCCGGCGGCGGCGGCCGCGCCGCCGCCGCCGGCAGCGAGCUCAACGUGCGGGCGGUCAUUACUACGGCGAGGGAGAUCGCGGCCGGCAUGACCUACUUGCACAGCGAGGGCGUGCUGCAUGGCGACCUCACCGCGUUCAACGUGCUGCUGGCCGCGGCGCCCGAGGGCGCAGAGCGCGACCCGCGGGGCUUCGUGGCCAAGGUGUCUGACUUUGGCCUCAGCCACACCGUCUGCGACGAGGACGGCGUCAUCUCGACGCGCACAUACGGCACCGUGACGCACAUGCCGCCGGAGCUGCUGCUCGAGGGCCGCAUGAGCAAGGCCGCGGACGUGUACAGCUUUGGUGUGCGCCUCAGGGCGUGCGGCCGCGUGCCGAGCGGGGAGCGAAGCAAAUCUGAGAGCUGA
Monoraphidium neglectum is the source of this 2262-nucleotide messenger RNA. RefSeq lists its product as hypothetical. Gene Ontology annotation, biological process: protein phosphorylation. The transcript is spliced from 8 exons. The record is from RefSeq and is a predicted model, not a curated record. Bases 1 to 2262 code for a protein of 753 amino acids. NCBI's taxonomy places the organism in Eukaryota, Viridiplantae, Chlorophyta, Chlorophyceae, Sphaeropleales, Selenastraceae. Gene Ontology annotation, molecular function: ATP binding; protein kinase activity.